CGAGAGUUGCUUGGUAAAGGAAGGAAAUUGUACCCCGACCAGCCUUUCCAGAUCCUCACUCAUGGUGGCCCAAAGAUUGCUCUUCCUCAAAGAUAUCUUGAAGAAGUCCGCGACUCUCAACAGGCAGCCUUCCCUCCUUAUUUCCUAGGCGAGGCGCCUUGGAACUUGCCUGGUUUUGACGGCCUAUUAGUAACCAACAAACAUGCGUGGCUCCUUCGAGAAACCAUCAGUGUUAAGCUCACACAGUCUCUGGGACUUAUCACUGAAAGCCUGGCGGACGAAGGCAUUCUAGCUACUGAGGAACUUUUCGGAAACUUCACUCCUGGAAAGUGGCAUACUGUUACAUUGCUUCCUGAAGUAACGAAGAUAAUUGGUCGCUUCACUGCUCGCACCAUGCUCGGCGAAGAACUAGCCCAUAACCAGGAAUAUAUCGAUAUCUCAAUCAAAUACGGCGUCACUGUUUUGCCAGCGACUUUGUUGUUUCGUCCUUGGCCCCGUAUCUUAUGGCCCAUCAUACAAUACUUUAUUCCACUGACCAAGACGGCUCGAUACCAAGCUCAAAGAGCACGUCAGCUGAUUACAAAGGAGGUUGAACGCCGAGAGAAGGUAGCAAGAGCGACAAUUGCUGCUGGUAAGAAAGUCCCAAAGACGCACGACUCCGUAGCGUGGGUUCUCGAACAAAGUAAGACGGAUCAAAAACUUGAUCUUGUUGGCUUUCAGUUAGCUAUAUCCAUGGUUGCCAUUCACAACACGGGCGGGCACUUGUUCACCGCUCUCUGGUGUCUUAUUGCAUAUCCCAAAUAUAUCCCAAUUCUCCGAGAAGAAGCCAUCUCAGUCCUCAAGGAGUAUGGCUGGACAAGACAAGCCUUGGCUCGUCUCAAGUUACAAGAUGCUGUGCAUAAAGAAUGCCUGAGAAUCCUUCGGGGCAACCUUAGUACUGCACGCCGACAAGUCGUCAAGGGAAACUUGACAUUCUCAGAUGGAUUCACCAUUCCCAAUGGUCGAAGUUUUUUCGUCAUGCCUCCCGCUGAUUACCAGGGUGAAAAUGAAGAGUUUUGUCCAGAGUGCUGGCUCGAGAAGCGAGAAGGAGAAGGACAAGCGAACAAAUACUCCUUUGUCACGGCGAAUCUAGAGAAUCCAGAAUUCGGAAUAGGCAAGCAUGCCUGCCCAGGUCGAUGGUUUGCAAACGAUGAAAUGAAAAUCGCCCUCUGUAUCCUCUUGCUACGCUACGACUGGAAGGCUACACCCGAC
This is a messenger RNA of Bipolaris oryzae ATCC 44560, 1251 nucleotides long. RefSeq lists its product as uncharacterized. The transcript is spliced from 3 exons. The record is from RefSeq and is a predicted model, not a curated record. The annotation marks the transcript as partial. Lineage: Eukaryota; Fungi; Ascomycota; Dothideomycetes; Pleosporales; Pleosporaceae. Gene Ontology annotation, molecular function: monooxygenase activity; heme binding; iron ion binding.